GCCGCUACAGUAGCUGCUGUCGGCAUCACAGUAGGCAACAGCCCGGACUGCACAGGGGAAGGCUACAGCGGUCUACGGAUCGAUGUGCAAGCAUCUGGCAGAUGGAACAUGGUGUACGACAAGCAGGCAAUGUUUGGAAACUAUGAACGCGGGGCUCAGUAUGCCACCAAGGCAAAGGGCUUCGUCCAAGACAAGCCCUUCUUCCACAGCUUUGACGCCGUGUCAGGAGUUUCCAUCGUGCGCCUCACGCUCGGGUGGGCUGACAUAUGCUACCAGUCCAGCAUCACGCUCAACAAUGUCCAGCUGGUUGGAAUGCCAUGUGAAAUGCAGGGGACAACUGCAACGACCACAGAGGCCAAGCCCAGCGCAAGUCCUGAACACGCCUUUCGUUGGGCGCAUAUCAACCCAGUGCUGAUGCCAGACUGGCAGCAGAGGAAAUCCUUGGGGCGAGAAGGCUCUUUUCAUGGAUGGGCUCACGGGGCUUUCACAGCCUCCGAGGUCACUGCCAAGAGUGCAAAGAGAGGUGUCAGAUUCAAAGCAACCUCAGACGCCGUCAUCAUGAUCGGCUUGUCGCAUGGAAACUCGAACGAUGUGUAUUGGGACAUCGACUAUUCCAUGUAUGUGUACUCUCCUGGAAGACGGCUCUGGUCCCGAAUGGGCCCACGGGGCUGGUGGGGCAACGCAAAUCUUGGAACAAACCGUUGGUCUGGCGGUGAUAACGACAUUUUUGAAGUCAGGCUCAACAGUGAGCGUUCGCGUGUGGAAUAUCUGGUGAACAGACGCGUCCUGUGGACGGCUCCGGAAAGUGCUUGGUUCCCGAUGAACAUUGAUUCCAGCGUCUACCGGGGCUCUCUCUACGACCUGUCCUGGGUUUGUGAUGGCGGCUGCUCUGAGGAGCCCGGCUAUGACAAGGUCUUCCUUGCCACUGACGCGAAGCGCUGGGGCAGGGGGCCGGGCGGACCGUCGGGCAGCGAUCGGCCAAAUGGCGAAGGGUAUACAUCUGGGGAGUACGGCGUCUUCAUGCGUCAAUCCCUUGAUGGCUGCAAGAUGCUUUGCAACGAGCGGUACUGGUGCGCGGGUUUUGGCUUCAAGCACACGGACUCAUUUGGCAACAUUCCUGACUGGCAGGAGGGAACCUGCCAACUGAUGAGUCGGCUCGUCGAGACCACCUCGCGCGUCAAGAACUUUGACUCCUACAAGAAGGUGGGAACUUGGCGGAGUUACGGGCCUAACUCUGCCUGUCGCAUUGAUGACAUGGAUCGCUCAGACGAUGGUGUGAAGACAGUUGAAAGGCUGAAGAAUGUCGCCACCUUGGAGGACUGCAAGGUGAUCUGCCAGAACAAGGAUACUUGUACUGGAAUCGAGUAUGGACAUGCAUAUUCCAGAGGAGACGUGAUUUGUGAGCUUUGGUAUACAGAGAUCCGGACUUCAGCGGGCAUGCCUGGAGUGCAAUGUUUGGUCUACGACAACAAGAAGGGCCUCUUUGAGCGCAUACCUGGCCGUGGAUGCGGCUACGGGGGCAGGUGUGCAAAAAACAAUGCGAAUAAUCUCUUUAUUGGAAAGGAUGGCAAUUACUACGACUCUGCCACUCGUGACACAGCUCUUGAGGUUUGUGGCCCGGUCUGCGAAGCUUCGGAAGCCUGUGGCGGGUUCAACUAUAUGGAGAAGACCAAGCGUUGCCUCUACCGAAAGUCUGCGAAGUGUCAUUCCGUUAGGGACAGUGGCCGAGACUGCUACGUUCGAAGGGCGACUGUGCCAUCUGACGAGCAGGACACUACGACAACUACCACGGAGGUUUUCUACAACGGCUGCUACAGAAAUGAGGGGCGGAAUCGCAGGAACGGUCACGAAAGGGGCUCCAUGACAAUGCCGAAGUGCACUGAAAGAGCGAAGAAAGGAGGAUUCUUGUACUUCGGAAUGGAAUGGCCUCAAGGAUAUAGCGCCGCGGGACAUGCUCAGUGCAUGCUUCUGGACGACAUUCCAAACAUGGCCAUUGCCAAUGACCGAGACUGCAAUGUCGAGACAUGGAACAAGAAGGGUCUUGGAGGGGGGCAUCGCCUCGCGAUCUACUCCACUAUGAAGGUCUGCCACUCGGAUAAAGCCAAUGCUCCACACAACGCCAACUUCCGCUGCCAAUCCAAUGACCGCUGGUCGGGCUGGAGAAGCAGCAACGACUGCUCGUCACAGAUCACCUCUCAAUCAGAUACCUGGACUUGGGCCUGGGGGCGCGGAGUUCACUUCACACAGUGGGCUGAGAUCAAGCUGCCUUAUGCUAUGCAGCUUGACAGCUUCGAUGUUUACCACUGGACUGGACUACGCUGCUGGUACAACAUACAGUACGACCAGGGUGGGUCUUGGCGUAAUGCUUGCCGCGUCCGCGGCUCCUGGACUGGCCUGGAGUCGUGCAAGCGAUUUCCAAGCACCGGCGUGCAGAGGCUGCGGAUCAUCAAAAGUUACCACACGCGCUGCCCGGAUCAUUGGUUCCGCCUGACAGGUGUGGAUGCGUAUGGGAAAUCAUGCCAGGCUUGCUCCCGAACGCUUCUUGAUGUGCCAGAGGGCCAACGCUCCUACAACAGUGUUUGGGGCAAUAACAAGAAGGGAACUGGCCACGCGCGAUCAGGAUUGAACUCCCCGCAGGCUUGGUCGGCAGGCUCCAGAAGUAGCAACUCAUGGAUGACGAUAGAUCUUCAAGCCAAGUACUUCGUGGCAGGUGUCGUGACUCGCGGGCGGGCAAACGCAAAUCAAUGGGUGACAUCAUUUGUAGUUCAGUACAGCAACAACAACCGGAACUUCUUUAAUGCGCCCGGUGGACAUGGUGGGAAUCAUGAUCGCAACACGCAGCAGCAGGUCAUGUUUCUGCGGCCGGUGUCAGCACGGUACAUCCGGAUCGUUGUGAAGCACUGGUACAGUCAUCCCUCCAUGCGGGCUGCCGUUCUAGUUUGCAAUCCAAUGAUGCCGGCCGUUGAGCGAGGAGGCCGCCUCACCCGAUCCUUAUCGUCAUCCUGCACUGGAUAUGACAUGUGGCGCUGGAGUGGAGAUGAUGGUGGCCUACUGUGGUUCAAUGGAGACUACGUCUACUACGAGGGUGACUGGCGCAUCGUCCGAUCAGUGGCUGGAGGCUCCAUUCGACGCGAUUGGAACCGCGGCGCGGGUUGGCAUUUGGAGUCCGUGCAUGCCGACCCUGUCUCCGGACAGAUUUAUUGGCUGCAGAACAAUCAGGGAGGGGCACUGAGCAGCUACCAGACCUUUGAGUACGUUGCCUGUUUGAACGCUGGUCUUGGCCAGACGUCUCGUGCUCGACUGUCCAAGCGAUUUCCAAUCCACUGGUAUCGGGUCUUCAUCGGCGACGGGGAGAUGGUGGUUCUGGACCGCUGGAGCAAGUGGCAAAUCAUCACGCUUGGCUGCUCUGGCACUUUGAAGGUGAAGGAGCUGGCCUCCUACUCGGGCUUCUGGAUGCGAGGCUGCGAGCGUGGUCGCCAAGGUGGCAUCUUGGAAAACGACGGCACCAGCUAUUACAUCCUUCAUGCGAGCUCGUACGUUUUCCGCCGGGCCAUCAGUGGACCUGCACGGAACCAGGUGACACGUCUUUCUGGCCAUCUUGGAGACAUUUGCUCGUUGGCUGUGGACUACAAACGAAAUCGCUGGUACUACCAUCGGGAAAGAGGCCGCUACAACGAGGGUGUUUACUCUUGCCCGGCUACCUUUGCCUCCGCCGUCCUGCAGGUUGAUGAGGAUCUUUACGACAAGAUUCCGGACAAUGGGGGGACUGGCAUGUAUGCUGUGCCAAUGCCUAGCCAUGUCUACCCUGUGUACCUCGCUUGGCGGCCAACCUUUCGUAUUUCCAAUUUCCAGACAGAGUGUCCGAGUGGAUGGAAGGAGUUCCAACGGCAUUGCUACCGCUACAUGGGCUGGUCGAACUUCCGCGGUGCUGAGAGCCACUGCAACCACUACCAGUCUCACAUUUUCAUGCCAGAGUCCGAUGCGGAGUACGACUGGGUCGAUGCCAAUGUCGUCCAUGUGAACAGUUGGCACUGGUUGGGUGUCAUCGGAUCGAAUUCCGGUGGAUGGACAGAGGACGUGUUAAACGUGAACCGCCUGGAUGGCAAGGAUCCUUUCCAGAUCUCUAGCCGGCUGACCGCCCGGCCUUCGCCCGGACACACCAUCGACCACCGGUCGAGACCCUGCUAUAUUUUCCACAGUCGGCACGACUACUGGAGGUAUCACUGGCAUGUGCAACAUUGCCACGAAGGCCGUUACUUCAUCUGCAAGAUGCCUCUCAAAGCCCAACCUGACUCAUGGUUCAGCUUGACGGAGAAAGGCUACACCUGCGGGAAGACUGGCUACAGGGACUUAGGCAGUGAGCUGACCAUCUCUGGGUGUUACGCUGCAUCCAAGACUGAUGCAAACUGCAACGGUCAGGGCUUUCACUACUACCCGCUCCGUUUGGGCAAGUUUGGCCAGUGCUUUUGUGGCACCGCCACAGAUGUUCGAGAUGAUGGCACUUGCAUCAGCAAGUCUACUGACAGUGUGGGGAACAAUGCUGCUUACAACCACAUCUACAAGUACAAGUUCUUCGAGUACCAUCUGGCGGGAAACAAUUACUGCGUGGCUGCGAAUGACAGACGGGCUGAAGGCUCCGAAAACCCUGCAAAGACCCUUGGAGCAUGCCAAGCUGCUUGUUCCUCUGACGGGUAUUGCUAUGGUUUCGAGUUCUAUGCCAACAGCCAGCAUGAAGGUUCAAAAUGCUGGCUGUUCACGGGCCAUAAGCGAGGUGGCAAUGUGAUUCCAGUCCGAGCUUUUUUCGGGGGACGAUACAAAGAUGCCGUGUGCUAUAUCAAGACCCCGUACUACGAAGACGGCUGCUACAACGACUAUGGCAUUCCUGGUUACAAGUUCUCCCACUUUGGCUACUGGUACUACCACGUCCGAACCUCCGGGGGUGAUGCCAGCCUUGCCGCUUGUGCGGCACAGUGUGACCGUGCACGCGCUGCGUGCAUUGGCUUCCACGUUUGGGAGGACGGAAACGCAAGGCACUGCUACACGUACACGCAAGAGCGCAGCUUUCACACCACCAUUCAGGAUGGCCGCGCUAAAGCUUUUGUGAAAUGCAAAUCGCCGACGUGGCAUCCCAACGACCAGGGUGUCGGCUGGAAGCAUUUCUCUGAUGAUUGCCAGGCACAUGGCCAGCGGUUGUGCAGCUACGAGGAGCUGUGCCCUGCUGGUAAAGGGCGCGAGCCUGUUGGCGGAAGACAGGCGCAAACCGAUGCAUGGUGCCCGAUCGUGGACAAGAAAGCCGCGAACUUUAUUCGUUGCGGCAAUGUUGGUGCUGCCUGCCAGAAACUCACAGAGUAUGGCGCACUGGUCAAGCAGAAGUGGCCUCUGGCAGAUACGAGGCCUGAGCUGAAGGAUGCCUUCGCUUGCUGUGAAGCAUAG
Molecule: messenger RNA, 5433 nt
Organism: Symbiodinium pilosum
Lineage: Eukaryota; Dinophyceae; Suessiales; Symbiodiniaceae
Source: the annotation of a GenBank genome assembly